Messenger RNA from Phymastichus coffea, 3288 nucleotides. RefSeq lists its product as uncharacterized. Bases 34 to 2643 code for a protein of 869 amino acids. The transcript is spliced from 8 exons. Lineage: Eukaryota; Metazoa; Arthropoda; Insecta; Hymenoptera; Eulophidae. The record is from RefSeq and is a predicted model, not a curated record.
GAGUUGACGAGUUUCGCUUUAGAUAACGGAAACAUGAUCGACGCCAAUUGUCUUGCGACGUUGAUUAAUCCGAGCGGGACAACUCGACGUAGAUGUCCUCGCGGGAGCAGUAGUUUGAGAAGAUCGAGUUUGUUCUCGUUGUACGCCAAAAUCUUUCGGUUAUUGCUGAGCAAAUGGAACGGCUCUGGCCCGAGUCAAGUGAACGAGGGCAGCGAGGUGGAUGAAUACACUCGUCAACUCGAGAGCCUUGUAUUACCGAGUAACGAAGAUUGGAGGCUUAGAGUUUACUACAGGCUUGUCGAAUUACAACGUGAGAGCGAUGCGCUGGCUAGUGACGAGUGUGAGGAGAUGUCGAUGAACGAUACGGAUCCAUCGGUGACAAAAUCACCAGCCCGGCGCAAACUCGAUACCUCGAGCAUUAGCAACAAAUGGGAUUGGGAACCAAACAUCCGAGUUCCUUAUCCACUCACGCCAAGAUCGAGUCGACGUUUGGAUUCGGAUAGCAUCUCGUCUGCCUCACUCGUACUCGAAGCUUGCAUAGACCCAGGAUGGAGACUUCGGGAUAUUUUACUUGCUGCCAAGUUACUGACCAAUCAACCGCAGGAACAAUAUACCGACGAAGCCGAGAUGAGAAGAGUUUUUGGACUGGUUUACGACGUACUGAGAUACAAGCACAUUCUAGAUCGAGCAUUAGACGACGUGGAUUUCUGGUUGCAUCACGCUAAUUUGAAGAAGCAAGAAAAAGUCGUUUGGCUAUUGCUGUACGACAUGCAGGGUCGAAAAUUCGCACGGCUUGGCUCCAGUACCACGAUAGCCAUGCGCAACGACGCGCUUCGCGAAGCCGGCUUACUCGAGAUCGAAAAGGCUCUGCUCGAUUUGAAAACGCGACUUGCGGCCAGUCUGUCGCGAUUACGCAUCAGUGGAUCAGCUCUCAGUUUAGACGAAUUGUUACCUGCGCACUUGCGCACCGCCGAAGGCGUGACGUGGGGCGAAGAAGGUGCAAUCGCAUCGGGGUGGGUCAACAGCGCCAAGUUAUCGAGUCGCCGGCAGUUCAUCGAGGAGAUGCGUAAGCUCGGGCUCAAUCUUUGCCUGAGCUGCUCGACUGCCAACGAGCUCGAGGAGGAUCAAUAUGUAUUCGACCCGUUGUGCCCGAAAGUCGUCAAUCUUCACGAGAAAGCUCGAGAGAAAUUAGCGGUGUCGCACCUCGUGAAGAGCCACAGUUUCGUGUUUCUAGAAAGGUCCCUGUGCGUUGGAGCAGCGGCUCUCGUUCAAGCGAUCCGAGCCGGAAGGCUCUGCGGUCCUGUGAUACUCACGCAUUCGUUAGCGCCCAGGCAUACCGGAUACUUGGCUGAAUUGUUGGCGGAUGUCGAAGAAGCUGGCAGGUUAUUGGCUUUCGGACUGGGCGACAGUCGAGUUCAGCAUCAGACGUACCUCGAGAGACUUGGUAUCUCACUGCAGCAAUGCAAACUUUUUUCCGAGAGGUUUGCCAGUUGCUCAGUUGCAGUCGCAAGAGAAUACGUUCACACUGGUGUAUUUUUAUUUGUGGAUAGGUACACGUCGGCACCUCCGUUGCCGGAAGUUGAACGAGCGACGAUUGUUCUGGCGACGCCACCUUGCAGCUACACCGGUGUUCGCGACGUAGUGGACCUGGCGAUUGCUCGAGGAGGCGACUUGACGCUACUGGAAUCAUUGACGAGUCUGGAAGCUGAGUCGCCGCAACAGCCACGUACGUUGCUCGUCGAGCAGAUGGCUACGCUCAAGUACGCUCUGACGAGGCCGAACGUCCAGCUACUGGUGUACGAGGUACACACGCUUCUGCCGUCGGAAACGAGCGAGAUGAUCGAACAAGCGGUCGAUCACGCUAACCAACUGGCUUUGGAUAAGUUCCAACGCGAACAUCCGCAAAGGACAAAAUCACCACCCAGAGAUACCACCACCAAGAAGAGCAAGUGCAAGCGAUCUCAGUCGAUAGAACUUGCCAAAACCUCGCAGGAGGAUGGAGAAUCGAGCACCGACGCUGAUAAAAAAGUGCCCAAUCAUCGGCAAACUUAUAUACCGAUCCCAGAAUCGGACUUGUUUGAGAUGUGUGACCUGAAUGAGCUAUAUAACCGAGACUGUAGCAAAUUGGUGGAUCAAGGCUCUUUUAUCGUCGUCAUCAAGCGUAAGGAGAUGAUGCAAUUCAACUCGCUGUUUAUGAUCAAAGUAGCCGAGGCGAAGGGUGUUUUUGGCGAACCAAACAGACCUCUUAAGACACCGGAACCUCAGCAAGUGCGACCGACAUCCCAAAAUGCUGCGCGAGGUCGCCGUAAAAAAGGGCGCAAGAAAGACAAGGUGCAAUUUGAACGUCUGACAGCGCCAACGCACUCAUCGAUAGCAAGAGUACUUCGUGAGAAGCCACCAUGUCCACGUCACCACAAGCAUCUGGAACACGAGGAAAUGACGAUAGAGAUGCAGGUGAGGGAGGCGCGUAGACGUGAUGCGCGUCGCUGGUGGGACGAGUUGGCGCUACUGUGGCGCCAGGGAAAUUACGACAGAGACUAUCAUUUCCAAGCAAUUAGAACUGAUCCAAUAACUCAAAAACUAUUAUUUCCGUCGCAUGUCAUGCUUGUUACUUACUCUGACACGUCCCUCGCGGUGCCUUGAAUCUUAAAUUACUUAAGUGUCAGGUUGAUGAAAGAAAUAAGAAAAGUAAUUUUGUUGUGAUACAGACAAUUUUACAUUUCAAACAAAGUUCCUCAAAACAAAGGAAUACAGAGGUGCUAUUUAAAGAACCAAUAAAAUUAAGGUGUUGAUUGACGAGAUAUCGUUCUAAGCGUCAGCGAAGAUUAGUCUGUUUCUUUUUUUGCCGUCCUCGAUUCGUAACUUCGCGUGCGAACGAAUUAAACUUCGUUCACCGUACUCGUCACGACACUGUCCGUUCAUUUUCUUUUACCUCUGUUAUUUUAUAAAAUUUUUAUCGCUCUCAAUUUUCAUGCUUAAUUGCUUGCUAUUUUCUUCAUUUUCUAAUUCUGGCCUGCUGUUCAUGAUUGAACAUUUUGAUUGAGAUUGAGAUGUUUAAUGACUUUAUUUACGACAGAGUUGCACUGAUAUUGAAUCUGUCACGGCCUCGUUAACUACAACGAGUAAAGACAUACACAUUGAAUUAUCAAAUAUAAUGGACAUUAAAGAAAAAACUCGGCCAAAAACAGAUGUUGAAACAAAUGAUUCGUAUUCCAAAUUGGAUAAUAAUCAUUUUAGACACAUUGAUACAAUGUUGCCGAGCUUUGACAAAGUGAGUUUAACGGGUGU